Cetraspora pellucida is the source of this 906-nucleotide messenger RNA. Lineage: Eukaryota; Fungi; Glomeromycota; Glomeromycetes; Diversisporales; Gigasporaceae. The record is from the annotation of a GenBank genome assembly.
AUGUCAAACUCUAAAGCACAUUCAGAAUUCGUUUCAUAUAUUCAAAAUUAUAAUUCACAUAUAAAAAGUGAUAACAAUAGCUAUAAAAUUGGAAAACAACGUUCACCCAAGAGUAAGUGCACAACUCCCGAACCAAUUAUUGAUUAUGAAAGACAAGUAGAUCGCAAACAAUUCCAACAAUCACACUCCUCAAAGUAUUUGCACCCCGAUCAACCAUUAACUCAUUCAUCAAGGAAUAUGCGUACGAGUCCUGAACCAAGAAUUAAAAAUGAGAUUCGCUGUUGUAAAUGUAGUCAGACUGGACAUUUUACAAGUGAAUGUCCGCAACACAAUAAACAAUCUCAAUCUAAUAAUCAGUUUUCACAACCUCAACAUCCAUUGCAAAAUUUUUCAAUAAGUACACCUCAGGAAUCUCAACAUUAUCAACAAUUUCAACAAUCUCAACAACCAUAUCCCUUAACAUAUUUGCAUGAUCAACUGAUGCAAAAUUAUUCAAAAAAUACACCAAGUACACCAAGAAAUCAUCAGAAUCAAUCUCAUUCACUCAAGAAUAAGCGUACAAAAUCUGAACAAAAUAUUAAUCAAACCUAUCAAAAAUCUCAAUUUAAUCAACAAUUUCAACAAUCCCAACAACCAUUUUUCAAUAAAUCAAAGAAUAAGUGUACAACAUCUGUACCAAGCACUAAAAGUGAUAAUCGAAAUUAUAAAUGGGACUUUAAAAAAGAUCGUCAACAAUUUAAGGACAGAUCCCAUCAGAAACCUCAUCAAUCACAACAAAUUGAACCUAGUCAAACAGUUAUUGUUAAUAUCGUACAAUCUCAGAAAGCUCCUAAGCAGGAGCAAGCUCGAGAAAACCUUUUUUCACGCCUUUUAAAAAAGAAAAGUGAUUUAACCAAGGAGAAGUGA